UCAUUCUCAUACUGGUGUCACUUGUUUCACCUGCUCUUCUUCUACUAUAUCAAUAAUCUGUUCACAUUCAGCUCUGCUUUAUCUCUCUUCUCCUCUCAGUUGACAUCAUUUUUGAAGCUUUCUGCUCAAUUAUACUUAUCUUGGAUCCCUUUCAUUGUACCUUAACUUCCUAUCGAUAGCAUACCACAAUUGAGGAAAAUUUUGUAGUGUAAAGAAGUAACAAUAUGCGGUGGCUGAGCCUGUCAAUUAAUGUGUUUUGUUGUGUCAUCCCCUUGAACUUAUAUUGCAGGGUGAUCCUUUAAGGCAUUUCUACAGUUAAACCAGAUUUUCUUUUAUUUUAUCAUUCUAUUCCUCUUCCUUUCAACUGUGCCACAGUUAAUUUUGUUGGUUUUUCUUGAUAAAUCUAUAGGAUUAGCUGUAAGAUAGAUAGCCGCGAAGCAAAUUAAAUCCCCUUAGUCUUGAUUUUCAUUCGUUUGCACUUUUUUAUCACUGUGCUCAGUAUAGGUCUUUCCGGCUGCUUUUCUCAUACUGCAAUUUCCACAAGCUUCUCCUUUCUUGUAGUAUCCAUUUUCCCUCCGAGAGCUAGUGUCCUAUUACUCUUGUGCUUCAGAUAUUGUCUUUUGGCAUAGAUUUGAAAUUUCAUUGGAAGGUUAAAAGUAGUUAUGGUGUGCCAAGCCGCAAGCCAAACAAAAUUUCGGGCCUUAAAGCAUGAGAAUGGAAUCACGGGAGGAGCAACCGUUAUAGUUAGGGUUAUAGCAUGCUUUCAACUAUUGCAGAAUUGCCAGGCUGAAUACUUCCGUCAGUUGUUGAAACCUGUGACGUAGAUGAUCUGAGCUCACACCUUUGUUUUAAAUCCAGUUUUAUAGUAUUUUCUUGUUAUUUGCGUACUUAAAGUAAUUUGAGGUGGAAUUUGUACAAUCCAUAACACCGAUGGUAACAACCCGCAAGCUCCAAUAUUACCUGCAGGAUCCUGCAUGGACUUCUCCGAAUUUGAAUUAUGCCACUACACUCCUACAACCUGGGCAUCACCUUGGUGUUCCAACUCUGUAUACCCCUGCCAUAUCUGCUGCAAAUGCAGUUUCUCCUGGGCUUUCGUAUUUUGUUCCCUGUUUGCCUAAUUCUAAGGCAGCCCAGCAGAAUGAGGUCAAUUGGCUGCCAAGCUUAGCUCCCACCAAAAAUGAGUAUCCAAGUGAUACUAAACUCUUUCUUCCUCACUCGACUGGGUUUAAGUCGCCACCAACUGAUGCAUCUGUAAAUUCUCAGAAGAGGUUCCUUAUUUGUGAUCAAUCUGGGAAUCAAACAAGAUUCUUCUUUAGUCAAGGUCGUCCUCCUGAAAAUGAAAACACUACACCAAAAGAAAUGUUUGGUGUUUAUGGUGUGCAUCAAAACGAGAACCUGAAUGCUGUAGUAGAGCAGCGAUCUCAUGUGAAGCCCCUUAUUGAAGAGAAAUUGGAUGGAAGUUGUGUAAAUGGUGAAGAGAGUAAUACGCAUGAAGACACAGACGAAAUCAAUGCCUUGCUUUACUCUUCUGAUGGCAUUGAAGGGGACGAAGAUGAUUAUGUCUGUGGUGAGACUGAGGAUGAUGAAGUAACUAGCACGGAUCGCUCUCCUUGCGCAAACCAAGGGUGCUGCGGCUGCGGUAAGCAUGAGCAACUGUCUGCGGAGCUUACAGAACAAGUUGCCAGUUCUGAUGGCACAUGCAAAAGGCAAAGAUUGCUAGAUGGUGGGUACAAGAAAUCAUCAUCCAUAGAAUCUAGAUGGCCCAAUGAUAACGAGGAUGACGUGGAAUCAAGAUGUCUUAGAGGCUCUCUUCCUCCUAGUGGGAAGGAUACGGCUUCCAAUUUGAGCACUAGGGAAAGGAAAGUCAAAAUUCGUGGGACUUUGAGAGUUCUUCAGAGCUUGAUUCCUGGGAUUAAGAGUAAGGAUCCAUUGUUGGUUAUUGAUGAAGCGAUCGAUUACUUGAAGUCUUUAAGGGGUAAAGCCAAAGCCUCAGGAGUUGAUCUCUCUCGAGAGUAUCCCCCAGACUCUUGUUAAAGAACAGAGUAGUAUCCAACCCCUAAAACAGUAGCAUUAUGGACUUUUGGGGUUGGCUUGGAUAGCCAUAUAUCAUUAUUUGGUUGAAUUAGUUAAACUGUCAGGCAUUUGCCAUCCUCAUCAGUCCUACAGUUCAACAAGUAUCAUGAUCCACUAAAGGAAAAGAUUUAGUGGAUGUCUAUUGAUCUUUUAGUUGCAAGGGGUAGAAAAAAAGGGGAAUGUUUAUGUUGACGAGGAAUGAUGUUUUUUAGCUUUUUUGGUUAAGAAAGUAGAGUUUCAAAGUUCAAAAGAUGAGUGCUGUAAUUGAGGCCUGAGGGACCCUUUAAAAUCUUGAGAAAAUCCAUGGAUUUGAUGCAUGCGCAUUUGGUGAUUUGGGGCCCCACCAUCCACCCUGUUAUGUUUCUUGAAUUGAAGGACUGUAUGUUCUGGUUAUGUCAGGAUCAGUUUGUGCGACUAUUUCACUGGAUACUUGCUAUCUCACACCAGCAUCAACAUAGGCCAGAAUGACUCGCUAUAUUUCACUCAGUACUUGCUAUCUCCCACCGGUAUAGGCCGGAACGUGUAGCUAUGAUGUUUUAUCUUUCUUUUGAUCCCACAAAGGAUAUUGAUGGCAUUUGGUGUUGAAGAAGGCGCAUGGAAAAAGGGGGCCCUGCCCUCUAAGCAAAUCAUGAAAAGGCUGAUGGAAUGACAUGAUCAAAUCUUGUCUUAAAGUUUGAUUUGUUUCCACUUGUGAACUUUGGAGGAUGAGUUGUAGUUGGAGACUCGUGAGUCUUUUCAGCGUGGUGUCUUUUUAUGAGCUUGAUGGACCCUUGUGUUUCAUGCUAUUAUUGCUAUGUCUCUUGUCUUUAUGCUUUUUCUACCUAAAUAUUACUAUAGCAAUAAAAUAUAGUAGAUUGUUUCGAGAUUUCUA
Capsicum annuum is the source of this 2944-nucleotide messenger RNA. Its product is annotated as transcription factor bHLH143. The transcript is spliced from 4 exons. Gene Ontology annotation, molecular function: protein dimerization activity. The record is from RefSeq and is a predicted model, not a curated record. NCBI's taxonomy places the organism in Eukaryota, Viridiplantae, Streptophyta, Magnoliopsida, Solanales, Solanaceae. The coding region runs from base 931 to 2034 and encodes 367 amino acids.